UGAUAUUGGUCUUGGCUUCUCGCCGCUUUUUACUUUAAAUUGUAUACAGUAGCCCAUGACACAAAAUGAGCGAAAAUGUUCAGGGAACGUUCGUGUCGGAGAAAAUUUUCAAGAUACGAUGGAAACAUGAGGAUUUCGAAGAGGCGUCCAACUUUUUAACCGGCAGUUGGGACGAUCCGGUGAACAAGGUGACUCAUUGGACGUUUCAAGUAAACGAUGUUGGCGAGUCUUAUCCAGCGGUCGUUUCUUCCUAUCCGGUCCUUGGAGACGUAACUGAAAUUAAGUUUAUUUCAAGAGAUUUCUUCGUCGUCUCCACAUCUACAGGCACUGUUAGACUACUACAGAUCCAAGAAAAUCCAUAUUCACAGUUUAAGGAACACGUGUCCUGGGAACUCAUACACAAAUUCAAUAAAACAUCUGAUUAUGCAUCUUGUACAGCGAUGUCUACUUUUGAACAGGAUGUAGUCUCUGUGGGAGAAGAUGGAAGGAUUAAUCUUUUGACAGCUGCGCAAAAGAAGCCAGUUAGAGUAAUUGACGAGGCUGACAGUUGUUCUAUAUAUUGUGUUGAUUUCUUAAGACACAACGAGAUACUUACAGGAAAUCUAAGAGGGCACAUGAAAGUCUGGGACUUGAGAAGCAAUCAAGACCUGCCCGCAACAACAUUUAUGCUCUCAGAUCAAGCAAAAACAGAAGCCACAAGCAUUGCACAUCAUCCAACACAGAGGCACAUUGUUGUUGCUGGUGGUGGUGAUGGUAGUUUAACAGUAUGGGAUUUGAGACAUAACACCUAUCCAAUGACCCAACUCAAUGCUCAUGCUAAGGCUGUUAGUGAAAUACUGUUCCACCCUGACAGACCUGAAAAUCUAUUUACAUGCUCACAUAGUGGCGAAUUGUGGCACUGGAAUAAUUCUCAACAAUCAAAAUUGAGUUUAGAUCCAACAAACACACAUUGGUUGAAUUCAAUAGGGACAAACGGAAAAGUAAAUGUAAUGUCGCUUUGCAGUGCCAUGCACAAGCCAAUAAACAGUAUUGACAUAAACAGAUCAACUUUAUUAUUUGGAUGUGAUAACGAAGCAAUGUACAUUAUUAAGAACAUAGCUCUUUAAUAGCUAUGCGUUUCCAACUGCAGUUUUUCUAAUUGUAAUAUAUCGAUAAAUAAAUAUAUUUCCAUUCCGAAUCCAUUCGUUUUUAUAGGAAUAUAAGAGGGUUUGAAACUGAAACCAAUUUUA
Molecule: messenger RNA, 1229 nt
Organism: Dufourea novaeangliae
Lineage: Eukaryota; Metazoa; Arthropoda; Insecta; Hymenoptera; Halictidae
Product: nucleoporin Nup43
Exons: 7
Coding region: 66-1106 (346 amino acids)
Cellular component (GO): nuclear pore outer ring
Molecular function (GO): protein binding
Source: RefSeq, a predicted model, not a curated record